Molecule: messenger RNA, 2113 nt
Organism: Zea mays
Lineage: Eukaryota; Viridiplantae; Streptophyta; Magnoliopsida; Poales; Poaceae
Product: RNA-binding protein-like protein
Exons: 9
Coding region: 204-1646 (480 amino acids)
Cellular component (GO): ribonucleoprotein complex; cytosol
Molecular function (GO): mRNA binding
Source: RefSeq, marked validated
GAGAGACCAUCAGAUCACGGCUCCAGAUCCGCCGUACGCAUAAGCCCCAGCUGCCCUACCUGCGCACUCGCCUCCGCCUCCAUCUCCUUCGCCACCAGACCUCAAGCGCGCCACACGCCGCCGCACGGGAGCCGCGCGCCGCACCCGCCGCCGCUUCUCCUCAAAACCAGAGGUCUCCCCACGUCCCCCGAUCCAGCGUCUCCAUGGCCGCGCCGCAGCCUGUCGCCCCCGCCUCCGAGGCGCCGCCGUCUGCGCAAAUGGUGGGCAACGCGUUCGUGCAGCAGUACUACCUCGUGCUGCACCAGUCGCCGGAUCUGGUGUACCGCUUCUACCAGGAGGCCAGCCGCCUCGCUCGCCCCGCAUCCGCCGCCGGAGCCGCCGGCAUGGACUCGGUCACCACCAUGGAGGCGAUCAGCGAGAAGAUAAUGGAGAUGGACGUGUCCAAAGCGGAGAUCAGGACGGUGGACUCGCAGGAGUCUUUAGGCGGCGGCGUCGCUGUGCUCGUCACAGGUCACCUCACCGGCCGUGAUGGAGUGCGCCGCGAGUUCUCGCAAUCCUUCUUCCUCGCGCCGCAGGAGAUGGGCUACUUCGUGCUCAACGACAUCUUCCGCUUCGUCGGGGACAUCCCUGCCUCUACCGCCGUUGAGGCGCAGCCAGAGGCGGUUGCUGUAGUCCCGCCUGUGGCUGCUCCACUUGCCAACGGCACAGCUACUCCUGCUGUGGAGCCUGCCACUCCUGAUGAUCAUGGUGCCGUGCCACAGCAGGAACAUCAUGUUGUGGACCGAUCACUGCCUCAACCUGAAGAGGACGAGGCUGAGGUUUACAAUCCGCCGCAAGAGGAAGUAGUGGAUGAGGAACAGCCUGUUGCUGAAGUGAUAAAUGAAGUUCCAAACAAUGUGGCACCUGUGGUGGCAACUACAGUUGCCUCAGUGUUGCAGGAGGAGGCACCAAAGAAGUCAUACGCCUCAAUUGUCAAAAUCAUGAAAGAAGUUCCAUUGCCUGCUCCUGCGCCUCCUACUAGGCCUUCACCACCCAAACUAGAGAAGCAGUCUCCUCCUCCUGCUACUCCUGUCACAGAUGUACCGCCUUUCAGUUCUAACCCCGAGAACAUCAAUAUCCAAGAGCCUGAAGUUGAUGCACAUGCAAUAUAUGUGAGGAAUUUACCUUUAAAUGCCACUGAAACUCAACUGGAGGAUGAGUUCAAGAAGUUUGGUACCAUUAAGCAAAAUGGCAUUCAAGUCAGAAGCAAUAAGAUUCAAGGGUUCUGUUAUGGAUUCGUUGAAUUCGAGGAUUCUACUUCUGUCCAGAGUGCUAUAGAGGCUUCCCCUGUAGCAAUUGGCGGUCGUCAAUGUUACGUUGAGGAAAAGAGAGCACCUGGUUCACGAGGCUCCAGCAGAGGCGGCAGGUUCGCACCAGGCAGGGGCAACAGUUUCAGAAGUGAAGGUACCAGAGGGCGUGGUAACUACGGUGGAGGAAGGGGCUACGGGAGGGGUGAAUUUAGUUACAGGUCUGAUUACGGGGUCAGAAGUGGUGGCAGAGGUGGCUCAUUACGUGGAGCUGAUGUUGGCUACCAGAGGGUUGACCAUGCUGGAUAUGCUGGUGGUCGUGGUAGCCGCACAGCAGCUGCUGGCGCACCUUCAAAAUGAGGGGCACCAUAGCUGUUGCGCGUCUUUUGGGAGUGUUGUUCGGUGGCUCUAAGAUUAUUUUGAAGUUGGCAUAGAGGCUCAUCAAUUGGUUCAGUGCGGGAUUACAAGAGAAGCCUGGAUACAAAUUAUGAGGGUUCCUGUCCUUGAUCAUUAUUUUUGCAGGCAGCAAAAAUGGUUACUAAUUGAGUAAUUGUAGAUUAGACACCUAUUCAGAUGUAGUUCUAGUUUCGGUCGUCGACUGAUGUGCCUUGUUGUCUUUUUUGCAACGCAUCAUCUAGGUUUUUGUUACUGCUGGUAUUCAUUUAUUCUGUUGAAUUGAGGUUAAUAGCUUUUUUAGACUUGGAAUAAGUGACAGUUUAGGGAAGUUAAUAGUGGCUAGGGUAAGGAUUUAAAUGUUUCUUUGCAAUGUGUCGACGCCAAAAGAUUCUCUUAGUAUUUAUUAUACUGACAAUAUUGGUCUUUUUUUG